UUUUUUUAAUAGAUAAAAGUAUAAAACAACGAUUCUUGUUGUGUUCAACAAAAAAAAAGUUAAAAUCCCACUUAGACGAGUUAUUGAUUUCAACGUUGGCUUCCUGCUGCUCGUUUCACAUGUGUUUCAUGCUUCCAACGAUUAUUAUUAUAGAGGAGAUACUCAAUCAUAACAGAGAGUUACUAUUUAAAAAGUUGAAAUUAGAAAAGCACAAAAGUCAAAGGAACGUAAAACGACCUCGUUUCCUACUUACAUGGAACGGCGUCGUUUGCAUACUCUCUCCCGAUCGAUUCCGGGACACUGAAGAACCAACCCUUAAAUCUUUUAAUUGGUUUCGCAAAUUGUUUCUGGGUAUUACUUUUCGGAACCUGGGUACGAUUCAGGUUUCAGACUUCAGGCUUACGUUCCUUGCCUUCGGAUCCUGAUACUACUAAACAGAUCCACAGAGGGAUGAAGAUUGCUAUUGAAGGGUGUAUGCACGGAGACCUUGACAAUGUGUACAAGACGAUUAAACAUCAUGAACAGCUUCACAACACCAAAGUCGACCUCCUCCUCUGCUGCGGCGAUUUUCAGGCUGUGAGAAACGAGAAGGACAUGGAUAGCCUUAACGUACCUAUAAAAUACAAAGAGAUGAAAUCCUUCUGGAAGUACUACUCAGGCCAAGAAGUUGCCCCGAUUCCCACAAUUUUCAUUGGAGGGAAUCACGAGGCUUCGAACUACAUGUGGGAAUUGUAUUAUGGGGGUUGGGCUGCCACCAAUAUAUACUUUCUGGGCUAUGCCGGAGUUGUGAAGUUCGGUAAUGUGCGAAUUGGAGGUCUUUCCGGUAUUUACAAGAUGCAGGAUUACCGCUCAGGACAUUUUGAGCGGCCUCCAUACAAUGAGAGAACCAUCAGAUCGGUCUAUCACGUUCGUGAGUUUGAUGUCCAGAAGCUGAUGCAACUUGAAGAGCCGCUUGAUAUAUUUCUCUCACACGAUUGGCCUGUUGGAAUCACUGACUGUGGAGACUCAAGAGCUCUUAUUCAGCAAAAACCUUACUUCCGUGAAGAGAUUGCGCAGAGAACUCUUGGAAGUAAACCAGCGGCUCUACUGCUAGAAAAACUGAAGCCUCGGUAUUGGUUUUCAGCACAUUUACACUGCAAAUUUGCUGCUGCUGUUCAACAUGGGAACGAUGGCUCAGUGACCAAGUUUCUUGCCCUCGAUAAAUGCCUUCCGGGGAGAAAGUUUCUACAGAUUAUUGAAAUCGAAUCAGAGCCUGGACCUUUUGAGGUCCUGUACGAUGAAGAGUGGCUAGCAAUAACCAGAAAGUUCAAUUCUGUCUUCCCGCUAACAAAGAGAUGGGCAAAUUUCAGCUCUGCUGCAAUGAAUAUGCAAGAGUGCCGAGAGUGGGUGAGGAAGAAGCUAGAGGAAAGUCAAUUUAAACCUUUUGAGUUUGCGAGGACAGUCCCUGCAUAUAACCCUUCACAACAUAACUUCGACUCCAUACCUGAGAUCCCGCAGAAUCCUCAGACACUGUCUUUGUUAGAGCUCCUUGGUCUCCCAUAUCUCCUUGAUUCAUCACCAGUAACCGGAGAAAGAACCGGGAUCCCCGCUUCACCGGCUCCAUCAGAUUUGCCGACAUAUGAUAGCGAAGAAAUCCCAAUUGAUGACAUUGAUGAAAUAGAAGAGAUAGAGGAAGCAAAAGCGGAUAACCCUACGAGAGACUGAGGUACAAAUCUCUCUAUUCUAGUGGUCGGAGUCUUUGUUGAUCGUUAAGCUGGAAAAAACAACCACAUUCGUAGGGGUUUUGUAAUCUAGAAAAUGAGUUUUUUCUUUCUAAAUUUUGUUAUCAGCAUAAGUUUUGUUUGUGAUAUUAAAAAAAAAAAUGAAUCAUUAACGUGUUGGAAAUAAAUGUUCACCCAUUUUCCAAGAAAGUCGAGCAGUUUUCUUCCUGAAGUACUCUGGCAUGCAUUGGCUUGGCUACUACUCUC
Thlaspi arvense is the source of this 1967-nucleotide messenger RNA. NCBI's taxonomy places the organism in Eukaryota, Viridiplantae, Streptophyta, Magnoliopsida, Brassicales, Brassicaceae. The record is from the annotation of a GenBank genome assembly.